AUGGUAAUUUAUUUGCUCUUGUUUUCUUCAAGACUCCUAAUAAGUGCUGCCGCCAUCGACUAUGACGAGAUUCGAAUUGAGGAUGAAUACGAGACCAGGUACGGUGGUACGGUAGCUACAGUAAUCGACGACUCUUUUUCAGAUCUCGAAUUCUGAUGGUCGACGGAAAUGUGUGGUUGCAUGCCGGAAAAGACAAAAACAUUACUUUCAAGACGACCGGAAACGGAAAGAUCUAUGUGGAGGACACGGACGUCUCCAGGUUGCCGGAUACGGUAAGAAAGGAAUAA
Messenger RNA from Caenorhabditis sp. 36 PRJEB53466, 287 nucleotides. NCBI's taxonomy places the organism in Eukaryota, Metazoa, Nematoda, Chromadorea, Rhabditida, Rhabditidae. The record is from the annotation of a GenBank genome assembly.